Molecule: messenger RNA, 1264 nt
Organism: Vollenhovia emeryi
Lineage: Eukaryota; Metazoa; Arthropoda; Insecta; Hymenoptera; Formicidae
Product: lysophospholipase-like protein 1
Exons: 4
Coding region: 165-863 (232 amino acids)
Biological process (GO): protein depalmitoylation
Cellular component (GO): cytoplasm
Molecular function (GO): palmitoyl-(protein) hydrolase activity; carboxylic ester hydrolase activity
Source: RefSeq, a predicted model, not a curated record
UUCCCUAUUCCUAUUGCCUGUUGCCUGGCAUUGUGUGAUAGGCUUCAGACCGUGACCUAACCUAUCGUUCGGACAUUAUGAAAAUGCAGAGUUGAUUUUUGUGCUUUUUUCGGAUGAUGUUGAAAUGAAUAAUAAGCAACAAGUCAGAGAGUUGGCUCGAGGAAAUGGCGGCGAUCGCGAGAAUCUCGCAGGCGAACGUCGUGCAAGCCACGAGAAAGCAUACCGCCACCGUGUUUUUCUUCCACGGUUCUGGUGGCACGGCGGAGGAUUUAAAAGAAUGGGUUGACAUUCUUAACAGAGAAAAGCUGCAGUUUCCGCACAUAAAGUUAAUUUAUCCUAGCGCCCCGAGCCAGCCGUACAGACCUAACGGCGGAAUGGUGCAAAAUGUGUGGUUUGACCGCAUAGCGAUAUCUAAUCAAGCGCCGGAACACGUGGAAUCGGUCAAUUCCAUGUGCCAGUACGUGUCCGAGUUGAUCGACAGAGAAGUAGCCGGCGGAAUUCCGUUCAGCAGAAUAAUUCUGGGUGGAUUUUCGAUGGGUGGCUGCCUCGCGUUGCAUUUAGCGUACAGAUACCGACCCACCAUAGCGGGCUGUUUCGUUAUGUCCUCUUUCUUAAACAAGAGAUCUAUAAUCUACGAGCAUUUGAAAAUGAAUCCGCAGAAUGGUAAGGUGCCGCUCGUUCAGUACCAUGGCACGCUAGAUAGUUUGGUUCCCAUUGAAUGGGGCGAGGAGAGCGCUAAGAAUCUGAAGGAUCUCGGAGUAAGCGUGAAGUUUAUGCCGCUGCAAAAUAUCGAACACGAGUUGGAUCGCGCGGAGAUUCAAAGUUGGAAGGACUGGCUUCUCGAUCUCUUGCCAGAUAAAUGAUACAUAAAUUAGUCAGAAUUAAAACAACUUAUGCUCUCUGGCAAAUAAUUUUUAUUUAAUAAAAAUAUGACGUUUCGACCAGUAAUACUGGUCCGUAAUUUUUGGAGAUUGAGUUGAAAAAUCCAUCCUCUUGAUUAAACACCAUUUUUUCAGUCCAGGUGUGUAAAAUAAAUGUUACAUAAAUUGUUAAGUAAUGCUCAGAGUAUCAGUUCGUUCUGCACCAGCACGGACUGGAUAAAACAGGCUUUAAGCCUAAUACUCGAGAAAGGAGAAGAAGAACAAAUUGUUAAGUAAGAAUGUUGAGAUUUCUGUGGGGCAGGGGGGUAUACUACAAUCGUGUUAUAUUUGUUUUUGUAUUUGUUAUGUAGUGGUAAUAAUAAAUGGAGGUUUUAUUACGGUAG